Molecule: messenger RNA, 7881 nt
Organism: Danio aesculapii
Lineage: Eukaryota; Metazoa; Chordata; Actinopteri; Cypriniformes; Danionidae
Product: MAM and LDL-receptor class A domain-containing protein 1
Exons: 51
Coding region: 22-7293 (2423 amino acids)
Cellular component (GO): membrane
Molecular function (GO): protein binding
Source: RefSeq, a predicted model, not a curated record
UGUUCCUUUGACUGCACAUUUAUGCACUGCCAACAAGAGCACAGUAAUUCAAGGAGGAACGUCUUCAACCACUUUCUUCUCAAAAUGAGAGGACUGAUUCUGCUGCUUCUUGCAGUUUCGAUGGUUUUGGCAUCUUGUCCUGAUGGCCAUUUCCAGUGUAUUGAUUCUCAAGACUGUAUCUCUAAAGAGCGAGUGUGUGAUUUCCACAUUAACUGUACAGACGGGUCAGAUGAAGAGUUCUGUGGCUCCUGCAACUUUGAUGAACAUGCCUGUGGAUGGAUUGACUCAAGUAGGGAUGAGUUUAAAUGGCGGAGAGAGAUGGCAAACAUCAGUGCGAUUCCUGGUGUGGAUCACACCACAGGAUCAUCUUGGGGUGGAGUUAUGCAUGUAGAAGGUGAUGAUCCAAAUUUUAUUUCUGAAGCAAUCUUGGAGCACACACUUCUACAGGCCACUGAACUCGGAUGCAAGCUAAGCUUUUGGUAUCAUCUCCAUGAUGCUGUGAAUAUCUCUUCCCACUUCACCCUGAGUUUGACCUCUAACACAAAGACUGUAGAGUUAUGGUCUAUUAAAAAGGGCCAGACUAACGGUUGGGAAAAUGCUGGCUUGUUAAUCGGUAAUCGUGCUCUGGGCUCAAAGCUUGUAUUUUCUGUGGAUCCUACAUACAUUGGAGCUCAGGAUAUCAUGCUGGAUGACAUUUCACUGACAGACUGCGCAGAGGGAGACGUCCCUGCCGACUCAGACCAGCUCAGCUGUGACUUUGAGAAAGACACUUGUUCUUGGUAUCAUGACCUGUCGACUGAAAUCACAUGGAGGAGAGAAGAUGGACAGAAACCUUCCUUUGGUUAUGAUGGACCUACACAUGAUCACACCACUGGCUCUGGCUAUUUCGUAUACAUAGGAUCACUUCGGUCCUCCAAACCACCUCAAACAGCCAGACUGAUCAGCUUUCCACAGCAGGCCAAAUGUGUCAGCUUCUGGUAUCUAAUGUACGGUGGACGUAUUGGCUCUCUCAGAUUCAUCAUCAAGCAUGCUAAUGGAGAACAGACUCUUAUGUGGAUGAGGACAGGGAAUCAAGGCAACAAGUGGCGUUUUGUGGACCUCAGUUUUGCAGACAGCGAAGAACCAAUUCAGUUCAUGUUUGAGGGCAUCCUGGAAAACUCUGAAGGCUACAUCGCCAUAGAUGAUGUGCAGGUGUCAGGCAGUAUAAAUGGCUCCUGUCCAGCUGAGCGGGAGUGCACUUUCCAGGGCUCUCUGUGCGGCUUAUCAUCUGACCCUACAACUGAUUUUACUUGGAUCCGAACCAAAGGAGAGCUGUCCAUUGACACCCCCAGCCCUGCAACGGAUCACACUUUAGAGACUGAUAAAGGUUUUUACUUGAGUGCUCAGCUCUGGAAGAACCCCAGUGGCAGCAGAGGCAGAAUGAUGACAGAGGUCAAUCCACCGACAUCUGAACACGGAGAGUGUCUCAUGUUCUGGUACCAUAUGAAUGGGAAAGACGUGGGUUCUCUAAACAUCUACGUCCAGGAUGUGCAGAGUAGCAGAAUAUCGCAAAUGUCAGUGUGGAGUGUGAAUGGAGAUCAAGGGCAACAGUGGAGACAUGGCAGAGCAACAGUCAUAAGUCCCCACAGCCCAUAUAAGAUCAUAUUUGAAGCAGUGGUUGGAAAUGAGCGAGAACAUGAUAUCGCCAUUGAUGACCUAACAAUCCUAAAUGACCAUUGCCCACCUCAAGGGUAUUGUGAUUUUGAGAUGGACAUGUGUGGAUGGGUGAAUACUCGUGUCAAUGACUCCAGUGAUGACUGGAGCUGGAGCUCUGGAACAAGUGCUAGUUCAAAUGCUCCUAAGGUCGACCACACCACCAACACUGCAUUGGGGCACUACAUGGCCUUUGACAAAAAUUUGAAUGGAAAAACGUUUGCUCAUCUCGAGAGUGAGAUGAUGGAGCCUGAAUCUCAUGGAUGCUUGGAGUUCUGGUACCACAUGUAUAUGUGGAGCUCUGAUAAGAUCAAACUAGCAGUUUAUGUGAAUGAGUCUGGCUCUUUACACUGUCUGUGGAAUCGAACUGGCAAUCAGCAAAACAUGUGGCACAAUGCCACUGUAGACUACAAAUCAUCUGAACGACACCAGAUUGUGUUUGAAGCUGCGAGUCGAUAUUUAGACAUAGGAACCAUUGCUCUGGAUGACAUCUAUAUCAGAAGGAAUACACACUGCUCUGAUCUAACCCCAACAACACCCGCACCAACAACCGAGCCCACUGCUCCACCUGCAUCCUCAAUGGACUGCGACUUUCAGGAGGGAUUAUGUGACUGGGUCCAGGAGACAGAAGAUGAAUUCGACUGGACCCAUCAAAUGAGUGGACAUGUGAAAGAUCCAUGGCUAGGGCCUUUAUAUGACCACACUGUAAAAAAUGACAGGGGUUUUUAUCUAAUUGUAAAUAUGUCCGGAGAGCAUGAAACCAGCGAGUCAGCUGUCAUUUCAGCCCCGAUGGAAAUCCAGAGCUCUGAUGUCUGUGUUGGAUUCUGGUACUACAUGUUAGGACCAUCUGUUGGAAACUUCGAUCUGCUUAUUGAGACGAAAACAAUGGAAACUAUCAUAUGGACAAGAAAAGGCUCGCAGACAUCUGAGUGGCUGAAUGCACAAGUCUCCAUCAGUACUACUGAUGUUCAUCGAGUGAAGUUCUCUGGGAGCAGAGCAGCAGGAAACAGCGGCUUCGUAGCUAUUGAUGACUUCAGAGUGACUGCAGGAGCCUGUGUGGAAAACAGCCCAUGUGGAUUUGAGUCUCCUUCACUGUGUGGCUUUGAGCCCGAUGUGACCGUCAGCUCUGCCUGGCUUCAUGUUGAUGGUACUAGUGGCUAUAUUGACCAUACAUACAGGACUGAACUAGGUCAUUCAAUGGCUGUGUUUGGGGCCAAACUUGAAAAACCAGAGGUCUCAAACCUUUUGACACCAGAGUUUAGCCCAUCUGCAGAGUCCUGUGUGCAGUUCUGGUAUCGGCUGUCUGCAAGCUCGGCUGAUUCACUCUCAGUACAUGUUCUUCUGAAUGGAGAGCUGAGUCCAGCACUCUGGUCUCUUUCUGGAGUGGCUUCUGAUAGUUGGGAAGUGGCAGAGGUCACAGUAUCGUCUCCCUCCAAGUUUAGAGUGGCAUUCAGAGCAGAGCUCAGUCCAAACUCAAAGUCAUUUGUUCUUCUGGAUGAUGUCUCAGUUAAAACAGGAGCUUGUUCCCCAGCAGGAAGUUGUGAUUUUGAGUCAGGAAAGUGUACAUGGGUGAAUGUUGCUAAUGGACAUGACUGGAUUCAUGCAGACGGUCAUUUCAGAGGUCCUCUGAUUGAUUACACUACACGCAAUGCAGACGGCAAAUUUCUUUUGAGCCCAUCUCAGAGGUACAAGCAAGGCCACACGGGCAGAUCUGUGCUAAUCUCAGAAAGGAUCCAGUCGUCCCGUGACUCUUGUUUUGAAUUUUGGUGCUAUAUGAAUGGAAGUGACCCUGGGAUCCUCAAAGUGCUAUUAGAUUCAGGAUCAACAGAGCAAGAGCUGUUGUUUGAGACACGGGUCACUGGGAACGACUGGAAAAAUGUCUCCAUAACUGUGAAUGAGACCAGACCUUUUCAGAUUCAGAUAGAGGCUCAGACUGGCAGUGAAGGAUAUAUUUCCGUGGAUGACUUUAGAUUGACAAAUGGGCCUUGUAAAGACAUCGGCGUGGAAGGUGGAGUGUUUAUUGGGUGCGACUUUGAGACAGACAGCUGUGAAUGGACAGAUAUCAGUGUUGGGCAGUUUGUUUGGGAACGGGAUCAGAAUGGUACAACCACCGCCAACACUGGCCCAUCAGUGGACCACACUACUGGCACAGAACUGGGCUGGUACAUGGCAGUAGAAGCCAGUCAUGGUGACCAGAACAGCUAUGCAGCUCUACAGAGUCCAGCCAUGAAAGAGGCCAGCAAUGAGUGUCUGCUAGAAUUCUACUACCACAUGUUUGGAGAGGGCAUUGGGGAACUAAAAGUGUUCCUCCAAGAGGGCCCAAGAAGGACACCCUUAUGGUGGAUGUCUGGCGACCACGGGGAUGAAUGGCAUCGGGCAGAGUUAAGUGUGGGUCGUACACAUCAGGUUUUCACUCUCCUCUUUGAGGCUACCAGAACCUACAGUGAGCUUGGGGACAUCGCUAUAGAUGAUAUCACCUUCCUUAACUGCACUGUGCCAGAGCCUCAUGAACCCUGUCAAGAGGGCAUGUUCACAUGUUCCAACCAUGUGUGUGUGGAGCCAAACAGAGUAUGUGACUACAGCGAUGACUGUGGAGAUGGCACAGAUGAAAAGCACUGUGAUGUUAGGGGUUUUAAGCAUCGCUGCAGUUUUGAGCAUGGCAUGUGCUCAUGGGAUAAGAGUGACUUGGAAACUGGCUGGGUUUUGCAGAAGGGAGAAGAGGCCUGGCCUAAGCAUGGACCACCAAGAGAUCACACACGCAACAUUGCAGCAGGUCAUUACAUUACUCCAGCACAUGAUCUGACAGCGGAGAUCACUUCCACCACCCUGCUGCCCAGCUCUGAGUGCACCGUGAGGUUCUACCAUUAUUCUCAUGGUGACAGCACUGCUGCCAGGCUAAUCGUCACACUGAGGACACUUCUUAAUGGAGAUGAUGAUGUUAUAAUUUGGAACAAGACUCUGACACAGAGCUUCCUCUGGCACAGAGCAGAAGUCACCUUUUCUACCUCAGUUAAGAGCAAGAUUGUUUUCCGCUAUGUGGGAAACGGUGAAGCUCAUACAUUGCAGACAGCAGUAGAUGAUAUUUCCUUCUCUGUGACGUGUUCUCACGAUCCUGACAACAGUGAACUGCCAGUCACACCUGAGCCAACAAUGACACCAGCUACAGCAACAACCCCAAAGACUGAAGCUCCCUCAACCACACCAACACUCAACCCUUGCAAGGAGAAUGAGUUUCACUGCUGGCAGUCAGAUGGUGUAACAUGCAUUGCAAGUACUGCCCAGUGCAAUUAUGUACCAGACUGUCCUUUAGGGGAAGAUGAAGAAACCUGUGGUCCCUGCAAUUUUGAGAACGGGCAGUGCCAAUGGCAUGAUAUAAGUGUCAGUCCCAAUAAGUGGGAACGGGUGAAGGCCCCAGACAACCCAGAUCUGCCUAAUGACCACACCACUAAAACAGGGCACUACAUGCAGACAAAUAUCAUUGAUCCAUCUAAGAAUGAAGCUGUGUUUCAGAGCCCAUCACUACCUGUCAGCUCUGCAUACUGUCAGCUUCUCUUUCACUUCCACAUGGGUACAGGAUGUGCUGGCAAUCUCAGUGUGAUCCUUCAGAAAGGAGAGGAUGACAGGAAACUGCUCUGGUCACGAUCCAGCAGCACUUCUUCUCAGUGGGUCCCAGAACAUUUACCAGUGGGCAAACAAGACCAGCCUUACAGGAUCAUUUUUAGCAGCCAGAUCUCAAUCGGACAAGAUGAUACCCAGUGUUCACCUCGGACCACUGCUCUGGAUGACAUCUCCUUUCACAACUGUGAGAAGGACCACCAGCCUCCAGACUUCUCCUUGGCCACGUGCUCAUUUGAGAAGGACUUAUGUGGGUGGAUCCAGGGAGCUGCAGAGGAAUUAGACUGGGAGAGAUGGAGUGGACCUACAGGGACCCCAAAUACAGGUCCUUCAGGGGAUCACACCAGUGGAGAAGGGUAUUAUUUGUACAUAAAGAGCUCAAGUCAUGACGAAACAGGAGCUUCAGCUCAUCUGAAGUCUCCACUGUCGCCCCCCACUGGACCUGAUGGGUAUUGCUUUACAUUCUGGUUUCACAUGUUUGGAACAACAGUGGGAUCAUUAAGAAUGUCUGUAUUUGACAUUUCAUCUAACCACGUCACAUCAAUGUGGCAGAGAAAAGGAUCUCAGGGGAGUGAGUGGCAGAUGGCUCAGAGUCAUGUGAAAGUGGCACAGGUUCAUCAGAUAUUAAUUGAGGCUUCAGUCGGAGGACUGUCUGGACACAUUGCUAUAGAUGAUUUAUCCAUCACUGAAGGUGCCUGUGCUCCCACAGAGGGCUUUUGCAACUUUGAAGAAGGAGACUGUGGUUGGACACAACAGGCUGAGGAUGACCUGGACUGGAUCCGAGUAUCAGGAAAUGACGUCAAGUCUAAAUCUAGACCUGGUUUUGACCAUACAACUAACACAGCAAGUGGAUACUAUUUUUACAUGGAAAGCACACCUGGUCAAUUGAAAGGAAGUAGUGCUUUAAUGACAUCCCCUGUGCUUCAAACAGGGGAUGCCAAGUGCCUCCAGCUGUGGUAUUACAUGGAGGGAGAGGGCACCGGGACCCUAAAUGUGUAUCAAGAGUUCUCAGACAAAGAUCGGCCCCUGCUGGUGACGCAGUCUGGGGAACAAGGUGAACUAUGGAGGUUUGCUCAGAGCCCUCUGACUUUCUCUGGGUCAAACUACAGGAUCGUGGUGGAGGGCAUUACAGGCCAGACUGAACAGGGAGUCAUAGCACUCGAUGAUAUUCAGAUUUCAAACUAUCCCUGCACUCCUUCGGGACAGUGUGACUUUGAGGCAAACUUCUGCAGCUGGAUGAAUGUGUUGGAGGUGGAUGACGGAGACUGGCUCAGAGCUCAGGCAGGCACUGGAAAUCACACACGGCCCAGUGUGGAUCACACCACAAACACUUCCACAGGCUACUAUCUUUUUAUGGACAGUUCUGUGGGCAAAUGGGGAGAUACGGCCAUGAUCCUGAGUGAGACAUUCAGCCCUGAUAGCAGAGGGCAUUGUUUCACAUUCUGGUAUCAUAUGUCUGGACAGAAAGUUGGGACACUGAAUGUAUACACCAACAACAGGACCACCCAUAGGAGUGGGCAGAAGUUUGGCCAGAUAGUGUGGGUGGAGACAGGUGAUCAGGGUGAUGUCUGGAGGAGAGCCAACAUCUAUGUGGCACACAGAGAGCAUUUCUGGUUUAUUUUUGAAUUUCUGAAAGGAGAAGGUGCUAAAGGAAGUAUAGCUCUCGAUGAUAUCAACAUAGUUCCUGGACCUUGUGACUCAGAUCCCACUUCUCCACCUCCACACCACAGUGACACUAUAGGUAUUGGUGUUGGAGUGGGAGUGACACUUCUGGUAAUAUUUAUUGUUGGCGCUGUCCUUAUCGCGAGGAAUAAAAACAGAAAAAGGGUAACUAUACUGGAAAAUGAUGAGCUUGAUAGAAACUUUUCUUAUAGCGGCUUUGACUGCAAUAUGAGCGGUUUAACGCCCACAGCAGAAAGCAGCGAUUUCAGUGACUUGAGGACAAUUUCACUUUCAGUAGAUGGAAAUGAUGCGUCCUUCAUAUAAGAUUAUUCAUUAUGUGCUGAAAAACUGCAGCUCUCAAUCCAAAUUCAGUUAUUCCCACAACUGUAGCUAUAUGACUCAAUGAAUCAUUGGUAAACACAGCACAAACGUGAUACCGUCUACCGUAAAUAUAAUUCAAUGGCUCAUUGGUAAUAAUUGUGUUCUUCUUACUCUCUAAAAUAUUUAGAGUACGUACAGUAUAAUACUAUACAUGUUAUUAUUAUUUAUUAGUAUUAUUUUAGGUCUACUUGACAGGGACAAUGCAUAUUAAUGAUGCAGCAAUGUACAAUGUGCCAGAAUUAGCCAAAAGGCUAUUUUCAUCUGCAGUUGAGUUGUAGAAAUUAAUUUUAGAAAUUGUAGAAAUUAAUUAUUAGGAUGAAUAAAUGCUGUACAGUAGAUAAAUUGGUCAUAGUUUAUUAACUAAUGUUAAAUAAUGCUAAAUAAAGUUUCAGUUCUUAAUUUGUCAACAUAUUUCUACAAAAAGAUCAGGCAGACUGAGCUGACGGAAUAGUUUCCUUUGUUCUAUAAAAGCAAAUGGUUUUGUUGUAGUUGUGAGUAUCCACAAAUAAAAAACCUCUUUACAGUUUUGAA